This is a messenger RNA of Lutzomyia longipalpis, 2623 nucleotides long. RefSeq lists its product as uncharacterized. The record is from RefSeq and is a predicted model, not a curated record. NCBI's taxonomy places the organism in Eukaryota, Metazoa, Arthropoda, Insecta, Diptera, Psychodidae. Gene Ontology annotation, biological process: monocarboxylic acid transport; transmembrane transport. Gene Ontology annotation, molecular function: monocarboxylic acid transmembrane transporter activity. The transcript has 6 exons. The coding region runs from base 619 to 2418 and encodes 599 amino acids.
UCGGAUCAGUAUCGCGCGGCUAAGGUUCAAGUGAAAACGCUUUUUAUUGAGCUCGCUUCCAUUCAUCAAAAAAUCGGUCUGCCAUUGAUUUCUGGGAUUUCGGCUCUUAAUUCUGUCGCGAAUCUUGCGCAAACAAUGUGUGCAGAGAUAUUUUUGUGAUCUUAAGCAAUUCCAAUUUUUGGUGCUCUCAAAGGAAUAAAUUAUUUUAUGCUUCGAAUGUUCCCGGCAUAAGUUGUGGCAGAGGAGACAAAGAACCUUCCUUGCUGUCUCAUAAAAAUUUGAAUGGAUCUACUGACGUUAUCGCAGCGACAUCCACUUGUGCCACAAGAGUACUCUUCAGUGGACUCAGCUAGAAAGCGUUUUGUGAUUUUCUCCACGGCAUCACCCACAGAGUGUCCCAUUUUUCCCACAAUUGCUGAGAUGCUACCCAAGGAAUCCUGACUAAAUCAUACAGCUUAAAGCAUUUUUUUCAUUCUUUUCCUAAGUAAAGUGACUCAAAAGUGAGCUUUUUAGUUGCAACACAGAGACGAAUCAUCGCGAAUGUGGUGCAAUUUAAUUGAGAGGUAGUUUUUAUGUGAUUUCUGGGCAUCGCGGAAUUGUGUGUGAGUGCGUGCAUCAAUGGAGAAGGCAGCAGAACUUGAGAAGAUGCGAGCCGCCCGUAAAGUCGCCCCAGACGGUGGAUGGGGCUGGGUGGCGACUUUUGGAGUCAGUCUCGUCAAUCUGUGCACACGAUCGAUCGAACCAUCUUUUGGGCUACUCUUUGGGGAUCUUCUGAAGGAUCUGGAGGUUGGAACUACCGGAGCUGCGAUCAUUAUGAGUGCCUUGGAUGUUAUGAUGAAUUUUUCGGGACUCUUCGUUGGGCCGCUGCUGAAGGAAUUUUCCUACAGAAAGGUCGCAAUUGCAGGAUCAUUCCUCUGCACAUUGGGCCUUGCUCUGACAUCCUUUGCCUCCAGUAUGCCCCACAUUCUCGCCACAUAUAGUGUAAUUAAUGGUAUUGGCGUGGGCUUGGCAACUUCAGCUGCCUUCGUAGCUCUCAAUCACUACUUCAAGAAGCGCCGAGGACAGGCUGUUGGGCUCUCAAUGGCUGGCACGGCUCUUGGGAUGCUCAUCAUGCCACAACUUGUGCGAAUCCUCCUUGAGGGAUUUGGCUUCCGUGGAGCUGUCCUGCUGCUGAGCGGUCUGGCGUUGCAUGCUGUUGUUGGGGCUACCCUCCUUCAGCCGGCCAAGUGGCAUCUCAAGGAGGAAGAGGUGGACAUUGAGCUGGUACCCGUUCCACAGGAAGUGAAGCCUAUUCAACCCAUUCAGGAGGACGAUGAGGAUGAAUUGCCGGAGAUCACGACACUCCUGUAUGACAAUAAGCGCUUCCCAGCGGCUGUUGGGGGUGGUGAGGAGCGCGUACGCAAGACCAGUCGACUUGGAAUGCCAAAUGGGAUGAAGAAGAACUUCUCAGAGAUGGCGAUCGGGACGAUCGCAACGACAAAUGGGAUGGUUAAGCGACCCACCUUCCCCAGGAUCAUGUCCAAUGAGGAGAUGACCAUGGAAAUACGCAAAAGGAAGCAAUCUGUGAUCUCAAAUCUCUCCCACCUCGAUUUCUCCGGCAGCUACCUCCAGAUCCACGUUAAUACCGGCGAUGAUGACAAUGAUGACAUCGAUUACGAGGUGAUAAGACGCGUCAAGACGCACGUGGGGAUGUCAUCGCUGAAUUCCUUCACGAAGCCCACCAAAGUGGGCUCCAUCAAUACCAUCCAGUCCGAGAUUGGGCUGCAGAUGCUUAAGCCAAAGAAGCAAACUUUCUGGAAGAGAUUCUCCUCCAUUAUGGAUCUGGACAUCCUGCGGGAUCGCAUCUAUCUCAACAUCCUCUUCGGUCUGUCGAUCUUCUACGUGGCUGAGAUGAAUUUCAAAAUGGUCACGCCAUUCUUUCUGGCCAAUUUGGGCUAUGCAAAGGCCGACGUGGCGUUCUGUCUCUCCAUCACGGCUAUUACGGACAUCCUGGCGCGUGUGAUCUUACCACCAAUCUGUGAUCGACUCCUGAUCCCGAAGAGGCAUGUCUUCAUGGUGGCCAUUUUCUUUGUUGGCAUCACACGAUCCAUUAUUGCUGAGCAAACAGGCUGGACAGCCUUGAUUGUCUGGCUAUCCAUAUCUGGCUUCUUCCGUGGUGCAGCACUGAGUAACUUCACCCUCACUGUAUCAGAGUACUGCACCCUUGAGAAACUUCCAGCUGCCUUUGGAUGGCACAUGGUGGGCAAAGCGAUCUUCGUGGUGGCUCUUGGGCCCCUAAUUGGUGUCAUUCGUGACAUAACAGGCAGCUACCCAAUUUGCAUUCAUGCACAAACCUUCUGCAUCAUGAUGUGCUGCUUAGCGUGGACUAUUGAGUUGCUGUGGAAGUAUUUCAGUAGGAGGAUGGCCCCCACGAAGUAAUCCCCACAGCUCUCUCUCGCCUUAUCUCUCAAAGUACUUAUAGAUGACGAAGAAAUUGGGACAAAAGGACGCGCAGAAAGUGCGUUAAUUUUGCAGCAAAAACAAGCACCAUCAUGCGAUACAUUCUACUACAUUACACGUAUUUAUAGAUAUUUUUAACAGAAAAAAAAUGUAUUUAUAGAGUAAAAUAUACAGAGAGAAUCUU